GGUCCUCCUCCUGCUCCGGUGAUACAGCUCCGCCAAGCUGGGGGAGAGGAGAAGAAAACGCAGGAGCGCAACGAUGGAGCAUUUCUAAGAGAAAGCAGCGGACUCCGCUGACGAAGAUCACUGAACAGAGUCAUCUGCAUGACCAAAGAAACCAGAGCGGCAACAAGAAACGCAAACGUAACAAUCAUGCAAUUUAAAUACAGACGAAUUUGAGCAGCCGCUUCUUCUUCAAGGUUACACCGCUUGAAGACUCCCCCAACAUCCUCUUGUCGCAGAUCAGCUGGCCCACGUUAGUUGAUCGUCACCGGUACCGAUCAUGCCCGUGGAAGAGCAGGGCUACCCCGACGCUAUGCUGCUGAUGGAAGCCGGGCCGGAGUUGCUGCGGGCCGAGAUCGAGCGUCUCGGCAGGGAGCUGAGUGAGACCACGAACGAAAAGAUCCAGGCGGCGGAGUACGGGCUGGCGGUGCUGGAGGAGAAGCAGCAGCUCAAACAGCAGUACGAUGACCUGGAGAUCGAGUACGAGGCCAUCCGACAGGAGCUAGACCAGCUGAAAGAGGCCUUCGGACAAGCUUACUCCAACCACAGGAAGGUAGCAGCAGAUGGGGAGAGCCGUGAGGAGUCUCUGAUCCAGGAGUCGGCCUGUAAGGAGGCCUACUAUGAGCAGAGGGUCCUGGAGCUGCAGACCGAGCUCCGGCAGGCGCGCAACAUCCUCACCAACACCCAGUCGGAGAAUGAACGCCUUAACACCAUCUCCCAAGAGAUGAGAGAGAACAGCCAGAUGGUGGAGCUCCAGAGGAAUCAGCUGCGUGAUGACAUCAAGGAAUACAAGUUCAGGGAAACCCGUCUGCUGCAGGACUACACUGAGCUGGAGGAGGAGAACAUCUCUUUGCAGAAGCAAGUUUCUGUGCUGAAACAGAGUCAGGUGGAAUUUGAGGGUUUGAAGCAUGAGAUCCGUCGCCUAGAGGAGGACACUCAGUUCCUCAACAGCCAAUUGGAGGACGCCAUCCGCCUGAAAGAGAUAGCUGAACGCCAGCUAGGCGAGGCUCUGGAGACCAUCAAGACGGAGCGUGAGCUGAAAGCUUCCCUGAGAAAAGAGCUCUCCCACUACAUGAACAUCGGCGACACGCUGUACCACAGCCCUCUUAGCAUUUCCCUGGAUGGUCUCAAGUUCAGUGACGAUGCUGCCACCGAGCCUAACAACGACGAGGCUCUUAAUGGAUAUGAGAAUGGCUUCAUCAAACUGGCCAAUGCUCUCGCCGAUGACAACCGCAUCUCCAUGCCCAACAAGGAGGAGCUGUUCCGUCCCGUGCCCAGCCUCGUUGACGACCUGCUAAGCGAACUUAACAUCUCAGAAAUCCAGAAACUCAAACAGCAGCUGAUGCAGAUGGAACGUGAGAAGGUCAACCUGCUGUCCAACCUGCAGGACUCUCAGAAACAGCUAGAGCAGGCUAACGGUGCACUUUCAGAACAUCAGGAGAAGGUCAACCGUCUCACAGAGAACCUGAAUGCAAUCCGCAAGCUUCAAGCCAGCAAGGAGCGCCAGUCUGCCUUGGACAACGAGAAAGAACGUGAUAGCCAUGAAGAUGGAGACUACUACGAGGUGGACAUCAAUGGACCUGAGAUCCUGGAAUGCAAGUACAAGGUUGCUGUGUCUGAGGCCGGAGAGCUGAAGGAAGAACUGAAGACUCUGAAAGCAGAAUACCAGGCCUGUCAGUCACGUUACGAUGAGGAGCGCACCCGUCUGGAGAACGACGUCACAACCCUGGGAGAGAAACUGGCAACUCUGGAGAAGACGAGCAACGUAGAGAAAGAACAGAAGGCCAAGCUAGAAAAGGAGCUGCGCAAGUUGAGUGAUGUGGCUGGCGAGUCCCAAGGCAGUCUGAGCGUGGCACAGGAUGAGCUGGUCACCUUCAGUGAAGAACUGGCCACCCUCUAUAACCAUGUCUGCAUGUGCAACAACGAGACUCCCAACCGUGUCAUGCUUGACUUCUACAAAGAGGGUAAGGGUGGUCGGAGCAGCCCAGAGGGCCGUGGUCGCCGCUCUCCCAUCCUGCUCACCAAGGGUCUCUUCCCUGAGCCUGGUAAGGCGGACCUCAGCGAUGGAGUCCCCUCACCAGUCUCCUCCCUUCCAUCCCCCGUGUCUGAUCACCGUCGCGAGCCCAUGAACAUCUACAACCUGGUCGCAAUCAUUAGAGACCAGAUCAAGCACCUGCAGCUGGCUGUGGACCGCACCACUGAGUUGUCACGCCAGAGAGUUGCCUCCCUAGAGCUCGGCACUGUGGCUGACAAGGACAAGGAGGCUUGCAUGGAGGAGAUCCUCAAACUGAAAUCCCUGCUCAGCACCAAACGCGAACAGAUUGCCACUCUGCGGACCGUCCUCAAGGCCAAUAAACAGACAGCUGAAGUUGCUCUGGCCAAUCUGAAGAGCAAGUAUGAGAAUGAAAAGGCAAUGGUGACCGAGACCAUGAUGAAACUGAGGAACGAGCUCAAAGCUCUGAAAGAGGACGCUGCCACCUUUUCCUCUCUCCGAGCUAUGUUUGCCACGCGUUGCGAUGAGUAUGUUACCCAGCUGGAUGAAAUGCAGAGGCAGCUGGCCGCCGCAGAGGAUGAAAAGAAGACCCUCAACUCUCUGCUGCGCAUGGCCAUCCAGCAGAAGCUGGCCCUGACACAGCGCCUGGAAGACCUGGAGUUCGACCACGAGCAGACCCGGCGUGGAGGCACCGCUGGCCGCGCUAAGGCGCGCAGCAAGGUCGCCGGCAGCACCACCAGCAACUCCCACGUAAGUCAGAGUCUCACCUGCUCUGGCUCCGGCCGACCAGAGCUCAACACUUCUGUGCCCAGCGGCAUUCUGGGAGGCCCCGUGGUCUUCUGCAGCGAGAAGUACAAGAUCUACUGCGACUGAGGCGUCCGAAACGUCCGCAUGGGACUGCUGUGUACAGAGGGGAGGGGGGGGCUCACGGGCCAAACCCUCCCUGCCUUAGUGUUAAAGAGCCCCACUCGCUCGCUUAGCUCCCUGGCCGGCCUGCGCUCAUCUAGGGACUGCUGUGUGACUAACCGGCUGCUCGUGUGUGCUAGUGUAAACGCUUAGGGGAAUGCAGAUGUAUGUACAGUGUGCACUAGACGUUUGGACUGUAGUAGACAUAUAUGGCAUGUGGAUUAUAGGGCCCUGGUUAUAUUGGGGGUUUUGUGGGUAUUCUGGAGUGUCUAUUCUUUCCUCUGUCAUGGUGCUGUACAUAUGAUGUAAAAGGUGGCAGCUUCUGUGCUUGUAUGUUCUAGCCACCCCCUGAGUAGCUUGCCUGGUAACAUUAACACAUUGUCGAGGUGGAGACGUAUAAAGAUGAUGUCGCUCUGUUAGUCCUCGGGCUAAAUAUGACGUCCUCUGUUCUUUGGCUUGUCUGUCGGCAUCGGUGCUCCUUUGAAAUAAAAGCCCCCCCCCCUCUCUCCCUCGCUUCUCUGUCCUGAUUCCCCAGGACUGACCUGUGCCCAGCAGCCCACUUUCUAAUCACUCUCUAAUGUUUACAACAUGGAAACGCAACUAAAAUAUGCAAGCUGCCUCUGCUUUAUUGCUAGGGGAGCAUAAUAUGAUCCUACGCAGAAAUUCAAAACCAAGUGGGUUGAUGGAUUUAUGAUGGGAUUGUUCCGGGCAGAAAAGGAGCACCUGUGACCGCAGGUGUUUAUUUCAGGAUCAUUUUAAAGCUGUGACGCUAGCGCACCAAUACAGUAGGGUCAGUAGAAUCGCAUGGCUUCUGCAGCUGAAAACGCUUUUAAGCUUUUUAGCCGUUUUUCUUUCGUUGUUGUCGUCGGGUGCGUGGUGCAAGACAACAAACUCAUGUACUACAGGGCUCUACAUUGAAAAACAAGGGUUAAUUGGUGUCUGGUGAAAUACGGGAGGGCUGUGUAUUUCAGUGCGAUCCAUGACGUUGCGAUGGAUACUUUCAGAGCCAUAUUACAGGAAGGAAAGAAAGUUUUGACAAAUCGAUCUCCACAUCUAAAUUAAGUGCACUUCAGCACAGGUGCCUCAGGUUCCUACUUCUGUUAAAAUGGAUAUAACUAUUACUGUGAACAGAGAUACAAUAUAGUUUUUUUUCUUAAAAAAACAAACAAACACGGAGCAAAUCCUAAGAGCACAAAUCAAACAGGUACUCGCAUCUGGAUAAUAAAUCUACAAAACCGACCACUCGGCAAAAGUGCCUGUCGACCCAAACACUUGAUAUAUUUAUCUAUCUGUUGAUGUAAAGCCCUGUCCUCGUGUCUCAGCGUGAGCUAACACUGUUGUUUUCCUUGUCAUUUCCCCAUCCUCUGCCUCCCCGCUCUGUUUCGGGUGAGAAUAUUUUCUGCGUGGUUAUGUGGCUGAAAACCCUUCCCUCAUGUCUCUAAUCUGCGUCUUGCUGCUCGGUCACUAGAGCGACCUCCUCUCCCGUCGACCGUCAGCGGCUUGCUCCCCCAGCGUCACCACUCACCCUUUAACUAGAAUGAGGAAUUGUGUGGGAAAAAAGUGGCCCUAUAUUGCCCUAUAUUUUUGUCAGGUAACGUCCUCACACGCGUUUCGAUUUUUGCUUGUGUGUAUAUCUCAGUAUUGAUGUGGAGGGGCCCUCGCGUGUGUUUGUGACCACUGCAAAUGGAGGGCCUCGCGUUUCUUUGUUUCUCGGACGUGUGGUGUGUGAGGACACAGCGGCGUACUCUUUUUUUGUAUUGACAAUAGCUUUAACCCUUCGCAAGCUACUAUUACGCAAAUAGGAAAAAAUAUAAGUGGGGCUUGUGUUUAAUAAAUCCAUGUACUGCUUGUGGAUCAUAGACACAUUAGCUUUAUGAUGCUAAAAGCAGGGUUGAUGUGAGGAGAUCCUGCAAGAUUUAUGAAAUUUUUCCCAUUUUAUACUACGACUAAGCUAUAUAUUGAACUCUAUAUUCUUAAUGAGAUCAUCUUCAGGUUAUAAUCUUGCAGGAUCCUACUACAGUAUUCCUUCCUCUUGAACACAAAUGAGCAUUUAUUCCUUUUAAAAUGGAGCGGUGUCAGCAGUCAACCCUGCUUGCGUGUGCAUCCGUAAGCCGCCACACAUGGCAUGGAGACAAGGCUAUUACACAUUAAGGAAAAAAAUAACAGCCUCCCGAGAGGUCAGUCACUCUUGUGUUUGAGAUUCACGUACAAGUGCGAUCUGUUCUGUUUCUAUCGGUUUGCGCUGACAGAGAAAAGGUUCGGGGAGUAGAGGAAAGAAAACUACUCGUGUUAUGAACCAGCUCCUGAGGGAGGAGAUAAGAGAGCUAGACAUGCUGGUGAAGGAAUCCACAUGUCUGAUCCUUCUGAUACUGUGGAGAAAUGAGUCCAGAAGUUUCCUGAGGGAGAAACUUUUGGUGAUGUGUGUGGGGGGAAAACAAAUGCAAAGCGGUUGCUGAGUCAACCAGACGACAUUGAUUCAAAUUAGCUGAGCGCCUAGCCCUUGUAUAUGCUCUGUGGAUUCACCGAGCCGUAGAUAGACCGUGAUUAGAAUCCGCUCUCCUUAGAUGAAUGAACGUCGCUCCUUCUAGUUUGAAAACAAUGUCUUUACAAUAUGCCACCUAAAAAAAAAAAAAAACUCCUCCUACCUCUGCUUGCAGGCUCCUCCCACUUCACCUCUAAGUUUGACUUCACAUGAUGCAUCUUAUUUCUGAUUUGUACUAAGCCUGCAUGUCAAGAACAUAACCCAUUACUCAUUAACUCGCAUGGCACAAGAGAAAGACCCAUCUCCUUUGACGUGGGGGGGUGGGAUGUGGCUUCAGCUCUGUCCUAUGAAUGAAAAGGUCCAGGUACUCGAGAGUCAUUGGCUUCCUAACAGCGCUCUUAUUUGCGGUGAGUGUGCUUUUUACGCCGGCCCCUCAGAAUCAUAUCAGCGGUGUUGAUAUGAAAAGCUGAAGGUUUAACAUUAGUUGGCUUGGAGCUCCUAACACUACCUUCUUCUGUUGCUUCGACUAACUACAUCUGCCACCCACUCUCGUCUGUGUGGACUCAGCCGCUGACCUCACUCUAAAAUGACCAAAUAAUGCUUCUGAUGCUGAUGGUUUGUUUUUUUUUGUUUUUUUUGUUUGUUUCUCCAUUUUGCAGUAAUUACGGUAAAUCUGCGCCGGCGACGAGGUACCGACACAAGGUCCAUUGACGCAGCUGAUUGAGUUUUGGCGACAAAAAAAAAAAAAAAAAGGAGUUAACACUGUAGGCCAUUUGGAAGACAAAAAAAAGAAAGUACAAAAUCAGAGCACAGAUUUUUAAGUCCUUCCUUUUGCUUUUAAACACUAAAAUGUGAUGCACAUUAAGAUGACGCUUGGCCUAAUUUUUCACAUGCCGCUGCUGAAAGCCAAUUUCUCACAGGUCCCAUGAACUUGACAUUCAGAACCAGAGAUUUUGAUUGGCUAAUCAAACCCUCCAAUGAGAAGCCAAGGGACAUAUGGUUGUUUCUCAGUCUUUCUCAUAUUUUUUUGUUUAUUUGAGUUUCUUUUUGUUUUAAUCUGUGCACUUUCAUUAUAUAGGAUUAUAACAUACUAUUAUUAACCUCUAGGAAAGCAUGGUAGUACUAUGGUUUGUGAGUUACCCAGUGUAGGUAAUAAAAAAUACCAUCAUACGUCCUCCUGAAUUUAAAUAAGAUGCUAUUUACUCUACUAAAGGCUCCACAAACCACACAUGUGCUAUUAUGACUCUGUCCUCAAGAUUUUAUCCAUCAAAUAAUCAUUUUUAAAUUGUUUUAUUACAUCGUAUGUUAUGCUGUAUGUUUUCUGUUAUGUUUGUUCUACUGCCAUGUUCUAUACAAAAAUCCAGGGUGAUCAAAUUCUGGGGUUUUUUCGUGUAUUUAUUAUUCCUAGGAAUAGUUCAAAAUGGCGCAAUGAAACUUGACAACGCCCUGACUCAAGUAGGUAAGUUGCAUUUUGGGAAAUAUUUGGAGUGACAUGACAUGCUUUUCCUAGCUUCUUACCGAGGGCGUUCCACUGAAACGGGAUCACUGGCUUCCAGAAUUCUCUGCAAGUGCACCAAUUAAAUUCCAAAUUGGAAUUGUUUCAUUCUCUCUUCGUUUAUCGUGCCAAAUCUUGGUACACCGUUUGGGCUGAAAAGAAUCGAGACUCGGAAAGAAGACAAGCCGUCAGUGAGAAAGGCGUAGUUGGGCCAUGGCGCUCCACUGCGAGCGCCGGGGUUUUGUUUUUUGAUUUGUUUAGUUCUUCGUUUCUGACCAGUAGUGCCUUUCAUUGUUUCAAGGGAGAAUAUUAGAUUAGGGUUUUACGUUUCUUCUUUUUUUUUUAUAGGUGAGGAGUUUGGGUUAAAAAUGACUGUGAGCAGCAAUAAGCGCAAAGGGAAUUUGCCCCCUUUCUGCACGAGUGUGAUUAUAGUUUUAAAAUUAGCUCAAUAAAACUUGAAUUGUAUUGAAUUCUGCAGGUCAGUGAUCCACUCAAUAAAUUCAGGGGUAUUAACAAAAGGUUGUUUUUUUUAUCGAACUCCGGGAACCAAAAGAAAUCCCUUUGGCCUCCUGUUAUUGAACAAAAUGCUCCAAGCAUCUGUAAUGUGUUGGGGUAGAUCAGUGUACUAUUGGAAACAUCUACGUAUCUCUAGCUUUGUUUGGUGAAGGUAAUGUGAUAUCAAUAGUAUUGUUGAGAAAAAAAUGUGCAGAGAGCGCAUUUUAUCUUUCUUUUUGUUUGUUUUUGGGUUUUUUUUUAUUAUUAUUCUUGAUUUUUUUUUUUUUUUUUUACAUCAUCUUUGAGCAUCAUGUUUUCAGGAAACAGAAAACAAAACCUGCAUCAACAAGCUUGAAUAGUGCCAUUAUAGCCAAUGCUUGUUUGUUGAGGCGUUAAAGUUACAAAUAUUGAUGAGAAGCUACAAAAUAAAAGUGCAAUUCAAGAUACUGUUUUACGUUUAAAAGAAGAAAAGAAAAGAAAAUGUUUUCUGUUUGCUGGAAGCGAUAGCAUUGUGAUAAUAAAAUUUAGCUGUGCAAACUUUCUAUCGUCAUAUUGUGUUUUCAGUAUUGAUCCAUGAGGAGAGUUUGAUAUCUUUAUAUGAAAUAACGACUUCACCUGUAUGUUGGUAUUUAUUUGAAUUGUCAUGCAGUACUGUAUUCUUAUCAAUAAUGUGCAUUAUGAUUAGUGGCAUAUUGAUUACAGCUAAAUGUCAUAUGCAUGUUUCUCAGUCAUGGGACCUUUACACAGAACUGAAAACAAACAUGUAAACUUUGUCAGGGUGUUAAAACAAAUGGGUUUUAAAAAAGAAAAAAUAUAAAAUAAAAUAAAAGAAGAGUUGACUCUGAUGUGUUACUGCUGAACUAACCCCAUGAAAGUGUUUUGUUUGUUUUCUAGCUGAGAGGUGAUGUUUCUGUGUAAGGGUAGUCAUGCUGACUAAAAUCAAUAAAUGUGACUUAAGUUCCAA
Messenger RNA from Mugil cephalus (flathead mullet), 8371 nucleotides. Its product is annotated as protein bicaudal D homolog 2-like. The record is from RefSeq and is a predicted model, not a curated record. Gene Ontology annotation, cellular component: Golgi apparatus; cytosol. Lineage: Eukaryota; Metazoa; Chordata; Actinopteri; Mugiliformes; Mugilidae. Gene Ontology annotation, biological process: protein localization to organelle; microtubule anchoring at microtubule organizing center; regulation of microtubule cytoskeleton organization. Gene Ontology annotation, molecular function: dynein complex binding; cytoskeletal adaptor activity; dynactin binding. The transcript has 10 exons. Bases 317 to 2902 code for a protein of 861 amino acids.